AUGAGUAAGGGCUGGGAGGAGGGGCCGUCGCCACCCAAGGGACCGGCCCUGCCCCCCGGCCCACGUGCUGCCUGGCCCACUGGCCCCAGACAGGACCGAGCCCUGGGUCCCCAGAGUCACCGGGCUGACCCCUCCCCGGGGGUCAGCAGCAAGGCCCAGGAGGAACAGGCAUGGGCAGGCCUGGGGGGCCCUGAGGACUCCCAGGCCCAGAGGAAGAGAGGCAGACUCGCACUCCCGGGCGGCAGAGCCAGUGACUGCAAGUUCACCAGUGUCUCGUGCAGCGCCUGCGGCCUCUGCCCCCAGAUCAGUUUUCCAGGAUUGCAGCCCAGGGGCGCCGGCACAGAGUCUCAGAGCAGAGCAGCCAACCAGCCCCGCGCAUCACCCCGCAGCCGGGUGAGAACUGCGGGGUCAGCGAGCCCCUCUCCACGGCCCACCGCUGUCAGGGGCAGCCGUGCAGACCCCCCACUGGACAUGAUCAGCAGUUCAGCUCUCGGCGACAGGGCCACGGACCCUGGGACCUCAGGGACCUCUCCUUUCUCAGCCACCACUUGUAUCACGUGGGCUGCUGGGAUCCGCUGGGUAGUGCUUUCACUGCACCUGUGUCUAUGUGUCCGCUGCUGCCCCGAGGCUCGCCUGGGUGGAACGGUCCACCGUGGAUGCCUGUGGUCAGCGGGCACUCCGCUGGGGCCCCGUCUUCCUUCACGGGACCUCUCUGGGCGGCCUGGCAUCUCAUGGCGUGGAGCUGGCCCGACGAGGGAACAUUCCAGGAGUGCAAGAGGAAGCCACAUCCAUGUCAACACCCAGCUGGGAAGUUUCACAGGUCACCUCUGCCUGUUGGCCAUCGCUAACCGCGGGGCUGGCCCACGCUCACAAGAGGAAGCGGCGUCCACCUCCUGACGGGAGGAGCUGGAGACCCUGCAGCUUCUGGGACCCGCCCCCCUCCUCUGUCCCAUCUCCAACCUCUCCCCUCCCGUCCCCCUCCCCACGCCCCGACCCUGAACGAGGGCAGAGUGGUGAGGGGCUCAGGCCUGCCCAGGACCCUCGCAGGGAAGAAGGGCCCAAAGCUACCAGGUCCUGGGAAUGGUGGGGGUGGAGAGUCACUGCAAGCCCCCAACACACACUGGGGUCGGGGAGGCUUCCAACCAAGGAGAGGGAGCCUCCCCUGGAGCUGGUUCCGGUGCCCGGCAGCCUCAUUGUGCCACGAGGCACUGGAGCGUGCCCCGAAGGGCUCAGUGACUCAGUAAGGAAGCACGUGUGGAACCGGAACAGAAGCCACUGGCCUGGACAAAUUGGGUGGCCUAGCAACCUCGGGGGUGUGGGGCGGACCUCGGGCUCCCCUGUUGCCACAGACCCGCUGCAGCAAAUGCCAGCACAGAGCCAUCCAAGGAGGACGCCGUCUCCGGCUGCAACUCCUGCAGCACCAAGAGGUCGAGUCCCCCUGGGGGUAGGCCUGGCCUGUGGGCCCUGCCCUCAGGUAACUGACGGUCCAGGGACCUGCCAGGCACAGCUGGGGUCGGGCGCCUGCAAACCUUCCUCACUUGGUUACACUUCACCAGGCCCAAAGGCGUUGCAUCUGCCCUUUGGCUGCCCUGAGCCCUGCACCCCCAGCCCAGGGGGCCAAUGUUCCUCUCUGACCCCUCCUCCCUGCCCUGUGACUGCCAAACACCCAGCUCUCCACUGCGGAGUGAGAGACUCUGGCCUGGUCCCUCAGCUCCCCAUACAUCAUCAGGGGAAAGGACAGCUGGGCAGGACCAACAUCUGCAAAACGCCCAAGGCCACCCCUGAGCCCCCAACCCCCCCAGAUCUGGCAACCGCUUCCCUCUCUACCUCCGCCCAACACCUGUUUCCUCCAUCCCUCACCCCUCCCUCCUCCAGCCAGACUUCACUAGGCACCUUCCCCACAGAAACGCCUGGGCUCAGGUCCUGGUGGGACGUCAAGGUGGGCAAGGGUUGGGGAUGGCCAAGCCUCAACAGUGACUGGAGGUCCUCAUGGGGGAUCUGCCAAGUUCAAGGGCUCCCAAAGCCCAAAAGAUACGGGGGCAUUUCCAGCCGGGGAGAAGUUUACAAGAAUGAAAAUGAAUACUAUUCAGCUCUAAAAAGAAACGGGCUAUCAAGCCAUGAAAAGACAUGGAGGGCCUUGCUGACCCUGAAGGGACUACCCCUCCAGGGCCAGCUCAUUCCUAGAGAUACGAACAACUCUGCCUGCAAACAAGAGCAAACAACUCUGCACCUUUCACAGCAAACCAGCCACCAUGUCCCUCAGGGUUCUGGGCCACCAUCCAGCUGCCUUAACCACCCCAGAGCAGGUACCAGACACCUCGGCACAGUCGUAGGCCUCAGAGCCGGCUGAGGUUAUUCAAACGAGCCGAUCUGAAGCCUGUUUGCCCUGCCUCAGCCGUUUACUCCCCAGAAAGUACGAGAAAGGCUCUUGCGCACGUUUCCCCUCCUGACUGAUCCUGGUGCUUCCCCCAGUGGCCUGUAUGUCAUGCCCCACCUCUUGGGAACUGUGAGUAGUCGUCUCCUGAUCUAUUGGCCCUGCCAUCCCUGAAUAAUAAU
Eubalaena glacialis (North Atlantic right whale) is the source of this 2556-nucleotide messenger RNA. RefSeq lists its product as uncharacterized. Lineage: Eukaryota; Metazoa; Chordata; Mammalia; Artiodactyla; Balaenidae. The record is from RefSeq and is a predicted model, not a curated record. The transcript has 3 exons. The coding region runs from base 1 to 897 and encodes 298 amino acids.